AUGGUAUCGAUAUCGCCGCUAAAUUAUACGAGCGUGCAUAAAUCCCUUAAAGCUGCUAAAGACAACCUACCCUAUGAUAUUGAUGACGUCUCCUCCCAACUCGGUAUGUCAACAUGGACAAAGGAAUAUAAAAGUGGCUCCCCCAAUCGUAUGAAAGAAAAUCUACCAAUAGGAAUAGAUGGGAGCAGUAGUAGUUCUCUUCUACUCCAUCAAACAGCAUCAUCAUUACCACCAAAUCCAUUUGAUUUAGAGGAAAAAGAAAAUUUGUUGAAAGCAGUUAUACUGGCACAUUCUGAUAACAGCCAAUUUCGGCUAAUAAAUGUGAAGAAACCAUGUCAAGGGCCAAUUGAUGAAGAGCAAUUAAAGCCUUCAUCUCAACAUCGGGUACACAUAACGUUGCAUGCAGUAGUAGUAAGCCUACGAAAACAUCCUUCAAAUUAUCAUUCGACGACGAGCCCAACACUCGGAUUCUUCGUUGUAAAUUAA
Molecule: messenger RNA, 486 nt
Organism: Trichobilharzia regenti
Lineage: Eukaryota; Metazoa; Platyhelminthes; Trematoda; Strigeidida; Schistosomatidae
Source: the annotation of a GenBank genome assembly